This is a messenger RNA of Rhizophagus irregularis DAOM 181602=DAOM 197198, 1084 nucleotides long. RefSeq names its product Histone chaperone asf1. Gene Ontology annotation, cellular component: nucleus; chromatin. The record is from RefSeq and is a predicted model, not a curated record. NCBI's taxonomy places the organism in Eukaryota, Fungi, Glomeromycota, Glomeromycetes, Glomerales, Glomeraceae. Gene Ontology annotation, molecular function: histone binding. Gene Ontology annotation, biological process: DNA replication-dependent chromatin assembly.
AGUCUCAUGCCUUAUAUUCGUUCGCGUUUCUUCUUUUAUCUAUAACGGCCAGAAAGAUUCACAUCAAAUAAUUAUUAUAAUAAAAUGAGUGUUGUCAACAUUACAAAUAUUAAAGUUCUCAAUAACCCUACUUUAUUCACAGCGGACUACCAGUUUGAAAUUACUUUUGAAUGUAUUUCUGAGCUUAAUGACGAUUUGGAAUGGAAAAUUAUUUACGUGGGAUCUUCGGAAAGUAAAGAAUAUGAUCAGGUUCUCGAUAGCAUUAUGGUUGGACCCGUACCUCCUGGUGUGAAUCAAUUUAUAUUUCAGGCACCAGCACCUAACCCUGAUCGCAUACCUCCCAGUGACCUUUUAGAUGUUACUGUGAUCAUUAUUACAUGCUCUUACAGAGAUCAGGAAUUUGUUCGUGUGGGAUAUUAUGUUAAUAAUGAGUACAUUGAAGAAGAGCUGAGAGAGAAUCCACCAGAUAAAGUUAUAUUUGAUAAACUGUAUCGAAACAUUUUAGCGGAUAAGCCUAGAGUGACUAGAAUGCCCAUUAAAUGGGAUUCGGAGGAUGAAACUGUUAAACUUAAUCAAGAAUCGGAUGAUGUAAUGGGAGGGAUACAAGAACAACAUUUUUCAAAUCGGUCACAUCCCGGUGAUAGUCAAGGGCAGAUUGAGCAAAUUGGAUUCAUGCCACCCCUUCAAAAUCCUGGACAACCAUCAUCAGCAAAUUAUGAUCCAAUGUCUUCCGUUAAAAUUGAAUCAAUGUCUUCUUAAGAAAAAGUGCUGGAAUCAAAGUAAUAAUCAAAGAUUGAUUCAUUAUUUUUGCAAUUAUGAUGUAUGAUACUUCUUUGCUUUCAAUUGUUUAUUAUAAUUAUUUUUUAUAAUUAUGUUCACAGUUAUUGAAAUUGAAUUUUUUUAUAAACUUUAUUAUUGAUCAUUAUGCAUAAUAUUCAAAAAUAAUAUUUGAGUAUGCGAUUUAUAUAGACUAUAUUACACACAUUUAUAGUUUUUUUUGUAUUUGUUCAUUCCAUACAUUGGAGUUAGUGUAGUAUUAUCAAAACUUUAAAUAUUUUUAAAAUAAAGGAUUGAAAAAUUUUUG